Molecule: messenger RNA, 887 nt
Organism: Pseudonaja textilis
Lineage: Eukaryota; Metazoa; Chordata; Lepidosauria; Squamata; Elapidae
Product: mid1-interacting protein 1-B
Biological process (GO): regulation of lipid biosynthetic process
Cellular component (GO): cytosol
Source: RefSeq, a predicted model, not a curated record
UUUCUGCAAUCAGUGGUUCACCCCUGUUUUUCGUGGCCUUCAGCCAUCAGAAAGAUGAACCGGUUUCACAAACGGCCUAAAUGAUGAAAUGUUUUUCCUCUGGCACUCUGGACGGCUUCGUCUCGUUUCUUUGGCAGCCCCAAAGCUAUUGGGAGAGAUUCGUGGUGUGCCAGCCUUGAUGUCCCAAUGCAGCCUCUCUCGCCCCCUUGUCCCUGGGCCAACUGUCUCAGCUCCACAAGGCCAAGGAGUAACACCGUACAAGGAAGAGUUUGGAAAUAACCCCAGUCUAAAAAUAAAACCACAACAAGCCAACGCCCCCCCUCAAGCGUGACGUUUCCUGGACUUUUGAGUGGCAUGAAACCACCCCGAUCAUGUUGAGGGACCGUGCCAGGAUUUGGGCAUCGGUCUAUAAAUGGAGAACACCUUCCCGAUGGAGAACUGAAGAUCUUCACAAGCCCUUCCAGCUUGAAGGAGAAGGUGGUCUUGAAAAUCCAGCCAUGGAGAAUCAGAAUGGAGAGCGAAUUCCCAUGCAGAGAUACUUCUCAGCUGUCCGUCACAUGGAGCAGACCGUGAUGUUCCCCAGCCUUCUCCAGGGCGUCUUGUUGGAAGACCAAGAGGAUCCAGCCGGAACCGACUCCGAGAAGGAAUGUCCCAGGGACAGAGAUCUGUAUGACUACUUCACCCUUCUAAAAUCCAUCAAGUCCACGGUUGAAAGCGGUCUACCUCCUCUCCGCUCCAGGGAAGAAGAAGAAGCUAGGGAGAAGACUGAUCUUGAAGGACUCUUUCGGUAUCACAUUUCUGGCUUGUAUCACGUUCUCACCCAACUGACCACUCGAGCCAAUGCUGUGACUUCUAGGUACAAUGAAAUUCUGGGACAGAUCAAUCAG